Molecule: messenger RNA, 5584 nt
Organism: Gorilla gorilla gorilla (western lowland gorilla)
Lineage: Eukaryota; Metazoa; Chordata; Mammalia; Primates; Hominidae
Gene: RTL8B
Product: retrotransposon Gag like 8B
Exons: 1
Coding region: 2118-2459 (113 amino acids)
Source: RefSeq, a predicted model, not a curated record
UACCAGCAUUUAUUAUUAAGUUUAGUGAGGGCGGGGGUAGGUUAGUGAGGGAUUUAAGGUCAUUUGAUUAUGAGGUGAGAUGGUCACAUGGGGAUUAAGUAAUUCUUUAACAUAACAUCUGUAUGCAGAAGUACAGUAUACAGAGAUAAGAAUUUACAAUAUAGUGUGUGCGUCAGUAAUUUCUAACAGAGCCUUAAAACAGAAACAGUCUUUCCAUAACCUAUGAUUAGCAAGAUAUUAAUCAGCAGUAACAGUUGCAGCAAAAACUGGUUACAAACAAUCCAUAGAAACAGGACGUGAGGCUAGACAACCGGUUAGACCAGAAAUUCUCAGAAGGGAGUAUGCCUUAACCCUAAAGAGGCCUAGAAGAGCCGUGGCAAGAUGAGGGCAUUUAUAGCCCUAUCUUAUCCAUAUGGACAGGCACCCUUCAUGCGUUCAUUUAUAGGCUCUCCACGAGGGUAACAUUCCAUUCCCAGAGCUAUGAACAUCAGCUUUUCUGGGAUAGGAAUCUCCGUGAUGUGAAACCUCCCUGACUGCACAUCCGUUCAUAGGCUCUCUGCAGGGGGAAGCACAUCACAUGCUGUUGGCUCUUUGUGGCACUCCAACCUGGCAUUGUCUUUAUACAAUCCUGCAUGCAAUUUUGUAUUUACAAUAAUCAGGAGUAUUUCAUCUUUUAUUCCAUAGCAAUAGUUUCAGGGUGUCUCCCUACAAAGAAGGAAUUAAAGCUGCAGACAGAACUAAAGUUGCUAAUCAGUUGCACUGAAAAUAUGAAGAUUAUCAUCAAUUAUCUAAUCAUAUGAACUCUUAAAAGUGGAAGAUGAAGGCAGAGAGGAUUAGAAAGAAGCCACAUGAGAAAAAUUUGACACCCACUAUUGCUGACUUUGAAGGGGAAGAAGGUGGCAAUAAGCCAGUAAAUAUGGCAUCCUCUACAAGCUGGGAAUGGCCCUCAUAUUACAGAGCAAGAACACAGUACCUCAAUCCUACAACCACAAGGAACUGAAUUCUGCCAAUAGUCUAAAUGAAUGGGAAAGAAAUUAUUUCAUAGAAUCUCCAGAAAGGAACAUAGCCUCCCAAUACUAUGACUUUGGUCUAGUAUGACCCAUAUGGAACUUCUGACCUACAAAACAAUAAGAUGAUAAAUUUGUGUUGUUUUAAACCACUAAAUUUGUGGUAAUUCGUUAAGACAGCAACGAAAAGCUAACGCAAAGAGAAAAUCCAUAGGACCAUAUCAAUAGACACAGAAAAUGCAUUUGACUGAUUUCAUUUCCUAUUAAGAAAUAGAUAAAAUUCAUGGAGGGUAUCUUGUAAUUUGGAGGAAAGAUAUAUCACAUUUAGUUGUACUGGUAGGACACUUUUACUGAAUGGCCUGUAUGGAUGUUUCGGAAAUAUGCAUGCUACUCUGCUCAUCAGGACUUACAUAACCUAGUCAACCCAACUGCGUUGAAAGUAUCUAUGGCAAACAAGUGAUCAAGGUACACAUCAUCAAUAACAAAAUAUACUACAUCAUGAACACCUUGAUAUGAUAAACUAACACACAAAAUCUUUGCUGUAGUAUACCUGGCAAAAAUAACUGAUUCUAAUCAUGAGAAAACAUCAGAGGAAAGCAAAUCUAGGGACAUUUAAAAAAUUGUUGACCAAUAAUUUUCAAAAGUGUCAUAGCUGAGGGUUUGCGAAGGAACAUGGAAGGACAGAGAGCAUGGGACAAGGAAUAGAUAUACCAGGCUGACUAAUCAGCUUUAAAGAACUUACAGGCUUUGCUCUCCAAGCACAUGGGCUUGGACCUCACCAAAAAAAUCCUCACUCCCCAACCGCAUAGAAAGACUUUGCCCCACCCCUACGGUGCGACCCUGCCUCCUUGACCAGUUAAGCCAGCCACCACAUUUCCCACCACCUGCUCCGCUGGGUGCCCCGGGACCCCCUGGCGCACUAAUGACCUCCAGGCCUUCUGGGCAGAGCUUGCCAAAGCGCCUGGGCCCUCCCCAUGGCUCCGCCCACAUCCCGGCUUCUCCUCCCGCGACAUGCACUUCCCGCGACAUGCACUUCCCGCGACGCCUCGGUGCAGCCCCUGGCGAAGCCCAGCGCAGCUCAGCUAAACUCAGCGGAGCCAGCGCGGCGCGAUGGAAGGUCGGGUGCAGCUGAUGAAGGCCCUCCUGGCUCGGCCCCUCCGGCCCGCAGCGCGUCGCUGGAGGAACCCGAUUCCCUUUCCCGAGACGUUUGACGGCGAUACCGACCGACUCCCGGAGUUCAUCGUGCAGACGGGCUCCUACAUGUUCGUGGACGAGAACACGUUCUCCAACGACGCCCUGAAGGUGACGUUCCUCAUCACCCGCCUCACGGGGCCCGCCCUGCAGUGGGUGAUCCCCUACAUCAAGAAGGAGAGCCCCCUACUCAGUGAUUACCGGGGCUUCCUGGCUGAGAUGAAGCGGGUCUUUGGAUGGGAGGAGGACGAAGACUUCUAGGCCGGGAGACCCUUGGGCCUGGGGGCGGGUGUUCUGGGGAGGGUCCGCUGUGCCAGUGGCCACCGCUAGGGUCUCCACAGGUGCCCUCCCUCCGGGCCUCCCUCCCCCUCGAGCCGCCGCGAUGUCCCCUGCACUCCUGUUCCCUCCCGCGUAGUGCUUGCCUUUGUUCCAGGAAUAGCGCUCCAGGCUCCUGCUGCCGCCCCUGGGCCUCACUCUGGAGCGGGCUGCCUCCGCCCUCUCGUGCCAGCCCAGCCCAUCCCAUGCACAUUUGGACGCUGUCCUGCGCUCCAGUUGCACAAAGCUGAGCUCCUGUUACACACUGACAGACCACUGACAGCCGCCGCUGCCAACCCCCCUCCUCCUCACUAGACUUCCAGACGACUACAUCAUGCUGCCCACAGACCUGCGCUGCCACUGCCAUCGCCAUCCAUCGCAUUCCACCGACAGACUGCUGCUUCUAGUGAUCUGUACUCACCUCGGAGGUAUCUGGGCUGGACACAGCCCCUGGACAAUGAUCCAGACAGCUGGCUGCCCAUCAAGGGACCUGUUGCCUUCAGCGAGACCCAUUUCCUCCCCAAUCCCAGAGACUUUUUGUGCUCCUGCCACAUGACUGCCAGGGCUCAGUUGUGCCUGGCAGCCAAAUCGAGUCUCUCAUUUUCUCUUGUGGACCAGUUAGUUUUGCCCAGAAUCCAUUUCUCUUCUGAAUUUGCAGCAUUUUCUCAGGUGCUUUUUGAUCAACAAAAUAACUUGUAUCUUCUGCUUAACUCCUUUAUACUACCUGGAGAAAAGUAUUUUCCAUAUUUUCAAUAAAUGUCAGACACUAUUGAGAAAGAAAGAGAGUCUGAAUGAAUAUGGCACCUUUCCCUCCCUGGUCCUGUAAAUGUGAUUCAUAUCUUGUUCAGAAGCGAUAUCCCCUGCCAUUCAGUGACUGAUGUUGACUCCUGCAUUAUAAAACAUCUAAGAUAGAGUCCUGUGGUAACCUGGGGGAUAGUGUCCCCACUGGUGAUCCUUCUGUCCCAGAUGUUGAAUCCUCUAAACCAGUUAGGAUUAUCCCAAGCCUCUUAGUAAGUGAAUCGUUACCUCAUUUUGGUCAACACUAUGUGAGAAGUCAGCCAGCAGGCUCUUGGAAAAGGUAUCCUCAUUUCCAGAAAGUGCUUUGAAAACACAAUUCCCAAAUUGUUACAAACCAUAAAUCCCACACAGAUUAUUGGUGAACAGCUGUAAAAUUUUACUUAACCCAUGAUUCAGGGAACCAACAGAAUUAUAUAGGUGCUUUUCAAAAGCAUUUAUAAAUUCUUGAUUAUGUAGGUAGUGGGGGGAAAUGCAGAAAUGAGAUCAUUAAUUUAGAUACAAACCUGGUUGAUGACCAGGGGGUUUUAUUUUGCAGAAGAAUUGGGUAUUUGGUAUCAUUUUAUUCAAUUACAUGUGAUCCUGGUACAUUUCAUAAGCUUGGGUAAAAAAAUUUUUUGUUAUUUUCCAUGCACAAUAAGGGAAAUGUUUUAAUUGGCUUUGUGCCUCCUGCUUUACAACAGUUCUGGCCUCAAGUUACCAGGUAGCCUGAACUUUGAUUUUAUUUUACCAUUAAAUUGCUUUAAUACCAUUGUAUUUGGUGAAGUUUUAGUCUUUGUGUAGCUUGUUUCAUAGAUAUACCAAAAAUGAAGGAAGUUUUGUGGUAUAUUCAAUGUAAAACCACAUACAUUGACCCAGCACUUGUUUUUUUGUUGUUAUUGUUCUUUUGUUUGUUUGUUUUUUAAAUUAUACUUUAAGUUUUAGGGUACAUGUGCACGACAUGGAGGUUUGUUACAUAUAUAUACAUGUGCCAUGUUGGUGUGCUGCACCCAUUAACUCGUCAUUUACAUUGGGUAUAUCUCCUGAUGCUAUCCCUCCCCUCUCCCCCCACCCCACAACAGGCCCCAGUGUGUGAUGUUCCCCUUCCUGUGUCCAUGUGUUCUCAUUGUUCAAUUCCCACCUAUGAGUGAGAACAGACCCAGCACUUGUUUUAUGACAGUGAAUGCCUGAAGUGUUGGUCACCGAUCAUGAUUGAACAUUGUUUGUAAUCUUAUAUCUCAAGUGAAUUGCGUGUCGAAUAUCACGUUAUUCAGUCCAAUUCUGUUCCUAGUAUUUUGCAUAAGUUUCCCUUGAAAUUUAUAGGGAAUAUUCAAUUUAAAAAUGAGUAAAUUCAUGGUCAGAUUGAAUGCGUUCAGUUUUCUGGAAUGAAUGACAUUUGCAGGUCACGUUGCACAGUUUUAUUUUAAAACCAUAAUUGUGUAUUUAAUAUGCUGUUUUUCUUUAAAUUUGGCUUUGGGCCUCAUUUCCAGGUGUUCUCCCACAGAAAAAAUGAUGUGUGUAGUUUUUAUAUGCAAACAAGUUAAAGAAGAGUGAUCUAGAGCCAGGCUGGUCAAGACAAGAAUUGGCUGGAAUAGGCUGCUCUUCCCCCAUUCCAUCAUGUGCUGUCCCCACCCCUUUGGCCACCUGGGCUGACUGUGUCUUAAUACCUCAAGUGCAAGUAUAUAGGAGUAAGAAAUGAACAAUGCCUGCCUCCUUAUACUCAUGCCUACAUUGUAUGACAUCUAGUAUGAAAGGGAAACAUUAAAGGAAAACCCUUGUUUUGCUCUAAAACCUGAGGACAGUAAACACUGAGAGUAAUCUGGUACUUGGUUUGAAGUAAAACACAAAUAUUUCCCUUUUAUAAUGGUGAUGGUUGUGUUUGCUUAUUAGCCUUUUUGCUGGUUAAUUCUUGAUACUGACUAGAAAUGUGUAUAUUGCUUCUUGAAAUGAUUUAAUGACUUCUAUAUUGGUGACCAUGGACGUUCUCUAAGUAUAAUCCACUUAUAUUAUAUUUACAAAUCAGCAAGAUUGAUUGCUGGUAUUUGGAUUUUGUGUUAUCUGUGUAUUUGUUACUGGCAGGAAUGCAAAUUUGAGAAAUUAGGAUGCUAACUAGCCUCAUUAAUCUUGGCUUUUCAGGCAGAGCCCUGGACCUUGAACAAUAUCUCCUUAUGGAAUGAAGGACUUUUAUUACAUACCCGUUGCCCAUAGUAUCCUAAAGGUAUACUUGCCAAUUAAGAGCAAAUCUCCCAGAUUUACAUUGUAUUAGCAACUGUCCGAUUUUUGCCAUUGUUUUCUCC